Molecule: messenger RNA, 1614 nt
Organism: Gracilinanus agilis (Agile Gracile Mouse Opossum)
Lineage: Eukaryota; Metazoa; Chordata; Mammalia; Didelphimorphia; Didelphidae
Product: nucleophosmin-like
Exons: 4
Coding region: 74-1063 (329 amino acids)
Biological process (GO): regulation of centrosome duplication; ribosomal large subunit export from nucleus; chromatin remodeling
Cellular component (GO): nucleoplasm; nucleolus; ribonucleoprotein complex
Molecular function (GO): RNA binding; histone binding; chromatin binding
Source: RefSeq, a predicted model, not a curated record
CCUGGACUUAUUUUGCAUCCCUAAGCACUACGCUCAAGAUUUGGAGAAAGUAUUCAUUCCUCAUGGACUUAUCAUGGACAGGACUGAGCGUUUGGCACGAGAUGUGAUGAAGGAGAUGGGAGGCCACCAUAUCGUUGCCCUCUGUGUCCUCAAGGGUGGCUAUAAAUUCUUUGCUGAUUUACUGGAUUAUAUCAAAGCAUUGAACAGGAAUAGUGAUAAAUCAAUUCCUAUGACAGUAGAUUUUAUCAGAUUGAAGAGCUACUGCAAUCCCACGGAAGACAGAGCCGAGCAGCUCCCUGUUGCCCACCCAUCCCCGAUUGCCCGCUGUCUUUCGUACAACUGCCCUACCGAGAAUACGGAUAUGGAUGUGAACCACAUCCGGGCGCAAAGCUUCCUCUUCGGGUGUGAGCUCAAGGCAGAUAAAGAUUUCCACUUCAAGGUGAUAAAUGAGCAGAUCGAGCACCAGCUUUCACUGAGAACAGUGAGCUUGGGAGCCAGUGCCAAGGAUGAAUUGCAUGUCGUUGAGGCUGAAGCCCUGAAUUUUGAAGGCAGCCCAACUACAGUCACCCUGGCAUCACUGAAAUUGUCCGUGCAGCCCACAGUUUCACUUGGUGGCUUUGAGAUUACCCCACCGGUAGUUCUGCGUCUGAAAUGUGGUUCCGGGCCUGUGUACAUUAGUGGCCAGCACCUAGUCGCAUUAGAGGAAGAUGUAGAAGAAAAUAACGUGAAAGUUGUCAAUCUGCCUGCCAAGCGAGCUGCUUCUCAAAUCGAUGACAAGAUUCCCCCUAAAAAGGUAAAACUGUCUGAGGAAGAGGAAGAGGAAGAGGAGGAGGAGGAAGAAGAGGAAGAAGAGGAGGAAGAAGAUGAUGAUGAGGAAACCGAUUCAGAGCCAGUUACACCCAAAUCAAAAAGCCAGGAGUCCUUCGAAACUGAGGAAAAGAUUACCCCAAGUCCCCAAGAAUCUAGCUCUCCUGAGGAUAUUAAAGAAAACAUUCAGGCAAGCAUAGAAAAGGGGGUAUUGUAUUCUUUCCCCAGAAGUGGAAGGCAAAUUUCACGACACUGAAAAGAAUUGCUUCAGGAUGUUCAAUCCAGAGGCUUGUCACCAUCUCGGUCUGUUGAAAUCUUUUUAAGAAAAUAAUUUUAAAUUUGUUAAUUUUUUCCAUCAUUUGUAAUAGUUUAUAUUUUCUAAUGCAGAGUGAGAACUUUCCCUGCUCAGUCUGCUAGAUGUCAUCCAGAGUACAUUGCCAAGAAUGUGUUGUCCAUUAGUUUUUAACAGUGCAGUUCCCCCUUGGAUUUGUUUAUUGGAUACAUAUAUUUGGAAUGAUCUUAGAGUAGUGAUGGCCAUCAGCAAGAGGGAAAUGGUGCAGAGACAAAAUAGACACAUGAAAUAAUUAAAUUGAGUAUCUUAAUAAAAUCUUGAAAGGGAGUCCACCACCCUGGGAUUUCCUCCAUUGGUGCAGCAGCACAUCAGCAACUCAGCUGUAACUAUAGAUUUUGAGUUGCUUGACACUCUUUUAAGAGGUGAAGUGUGAUUUCUUGUCAUCAGCUAGUAUAUCUCGGAGGUGGGACUUACACUUAGGUGUUUUUUUUUAAUUUCAAGGCUAGGGGGCAGUU